GAAAAAUCAAGAAAAUCUCUUACCCUCUCUCUCAUCUCUUUUCAAUAUAAAAAGUUGAUGGAUGUGUGUGGGGAUGCAUGUCUCAUAAGAUGACAUAAACAACACCAACUAGCUAGCUCAUGAUCCUUUAUAAAAGGCAAACACCCCCUCAUAUUGCUUCCAUAUUCUUGUCCUCAAUUCCUCUUGAACACUUUCUUAAUUAUAUUGAACUCGUGUUAUCGAAAAGGUUCAUUAGUUUUUAAAACAAAAGAAUGGAGGGAAAGUUUGAAGGGGACAUGGGUUCUCAUAAUCAUAAUCCUUGUGUAGAGAUAGCCAUGGAAAUUCAUAAGGUUGAGACACCACCAAAGAGAAGUAGCUUACAAAAAAUAAGUAAUAGGCUCAAAGAAACUUUCUUUCCGGAUGACCCUCUUAGGCAGUUCAAAGGCCAGUCCACUAAGCAAAAAUGGAUUCUUGCCUUUCAAUACAUUUUCCCUAUACUUCAAUGGGGUCCUCAUUACAACCUUAAUCUACUCAAAUCUGAUGUUGUUUCUGGUCUUACAAUUGCUAGUUUAGCCAUUCCCCAGGGUAUAAGCUAUGCAAAGCUUGCCAAUCUCCCUCCUAUUGUUGGUCUAUAUUCAAGUUUCGUGCCGCCGUUAGUGUAUGCUGUGCUAGGGAGCUCAAGAGAUCUAGCAGUUGGACCAGUGUCAAUAGCAUCACUAUUGAUGGGGUCAAUGUUAAGGCAAGAAGUGUCACCAACACUUGACCCUAUUUUGUAUCUUCAAUUGGCUUUCACUUCAACCUUCUUUGCUGGACUCUUUCAAGCCUCUCUUGGAUUUCUAAGGCUUGGGUUCAUAAUUGACUUCUUGUCAAAGGCUACACUUAUUGGAUUCAUGGCUGGAGCAGCAAUCAUAGUAUCACUUCAGCAACUGAAAGCUCUUCUUGGAAUCACUCAUUUCACUAAAGAAAUGGGUUUGGUUCCUGUUAUGUCAUCUGUAUUUCACAACACUAAAGAGUGGUCAUGGCAAACAAUCUUGAUGGGGUUUUGUUUUCUUGUAUUUCUGCUUGUGACAAGACACAUUAGCAUUAAGAAGCCAAAGUUGUUCUGGGUAUCAGCAGGAGCACCUUUGCUUUCAGUAGUGGUCUCAACACUCUUUGUUUUUGUUUUCAAAGCACAACACCAUGGCAUUUCUGUGAUUGGAAAAUUAGAACAAGGACUAAAUCCACCUUCAUGGAACAUGUUACAUUUUCAUGGAAGUCAUAUUGGUUUAGUCUUGAAAACUGGUGUCAUCACUGGCAUCAUUUCCCUAACUGAAGGGAUUGCGGUAGGAAGAACAUUUGCAGCCCUGAAGAAUUACCAAGUUGAUGGUAACAAAGAAAUGAUUGCCAUUGGAGCCAUGAAUGUUGUUGGUUCCACCACUUCAUGCUACAUCACUACAGGUGCAUUUUCGCGAUCAGCAGUGAACCACAACGCUGGAGCUAAAACAGCGGUCUCCAACAUAAUAAUGGCUGUGACGGUUAUGGUCACGCUUCUUUUCCUAAUGCCAUUGUUUCAGUACACACCCAACCUCGUACUAGGUGCAAUCAUUGUCACAGCAGUCGUUGGUCUAAUCGACCUCCCAGCGGCUUACCAAAUAUGGAAAGUCGAUAAGUUCGACUUCGUGAUUAUGUUAUGUGCCUUUUUUGGUGUCAUCUUUAUAUCAGUUCAAGAAGGACUUGCACUGGCUGUGGGGAUUUCGAUAUUCAAGAUGGUGUUGCAGAUGACACGACCGAAAACAGUGGUGUUGGGGAACAUACCUGGUACUGACAUAUUUAGGAACAAACAUCAGUACAAGGAUGCUGUCACUGUCCCAGGUUUCUUGAUUUUAAGCAUUCAGGCUCCAAUUAGUUUUGCCAACUCCAAUUAUCUUAAUGAAAGGAUUUUGAGGUGGAUACAAGAUUAUGAGGAAGAAGAAACCAAAAGUCAUUCUGAUCUUAGAUUUGUAAUCCUAGAUCUUGCUGCUGUAAGUGCCAUUGAUGCAAAUGGAGUGAUGUUUUUCCAAGAACUCAGAAGGGUGUUGGAAAAAAAGGGUGUUGAGCUUGUAUUGGUGAAUCCAGUUGGAGAAGUGAUGGAGAAAUUGCAAAAAGCGGACGGGACACAUGAACUUUUGCAACCGAAUAAUCUUUACUUGACGGUAGGAGAAGCGGUUUCGUCACUAUUUUCAUCUAUGAAAGUUGUAUCAUGUUGAAGGAAUGAAUGUAAUGUGUUUCAACUAUUAGGUUGUAGUGUUUUGUUAGGGACCUAAUAUAGUAAGGUGCCUGGAAGGGAAUGAGACAAACAUUCAAAUAUAGUUUUGGAAAACCCUUGUAAUGUUUCGAUCAUUAAUGUUAUAAAGAACACUUUCCCUGUA
Helianthus annuus (common sunflower) is the source of this 2366-nucleotide messenger RNA. Its product is annotated as probable sulfate transporter 3.3. Gene Ontology annotation, cellular component: membrane. NCBI's taxonomy places the organism in Eukaryota, Viridiplantae, Streptophyta, Magnoliopsida, Asterales, Asteraceae. The coding region runs from base 252 to 2204 and encodes 650 amino acids. Gene Ontology annotation, molecular function: secondary active sulfate transmembrane transporter activity. The record is from RefSeq and is a predicted model, not a curated record. The transcript is spliced from 13 exons. Gene Ontology annotation, biological process: transmembrane transport.